This is a messenger RNA of Patiria miniata (bat star), 1940 nucleotides long. RefSeq names its product GH3 domain-containing protein-like. Gene Ontology annotation, cellular component: cytoplasm. Bases 1 to 1914 code for a protein of 637 amino acids. Gene Ontology annotation, molecular function: acid-amino acid ligase activity. NCBI's taxonomy places the organism in Eukaryota, Metazoa, Echinodermata, Asteroidea, Valvatida, Asterinidae. The transcript is spliced from 7 exons. The record is from RefSeq and is a predicted model, not a curated record.
AUGGCGGUGACAUGGAGUGUUCACUGUGCAUGCUGGGGGAUGAUCUUCUCGCUCCUAGCUGCGGUCCUAUUAAAUCAUUGCUUGUCUUCCCAGGCUCAUCUUGCCUUCCGAGUAGUAACAGGUGCUGUAGCCGCUUUGUUGCUCCUCUCUUCCUUGAUCGCAUUCCACAUCUCGACGCUCCGAUGUUCUGAGAGCCACACCCUCACCAGCCUACUCCUUUCAUAUUGGUGGCACCAAGGUGAACGACUGGCCGCACCCUCCAUCUUGGCAAAGGAAAACCGCGCGUGGAAACAUCCGCGUGAAGCCCAGGAAGAUCUGAUCCGGGAGCUGAUCAGGCGACAUGCAAAGACGGAAUACGGGCGCAAGAACCGUCUUGGGGAGAUCCGAUCGGUGGAAGACCUCCGCAAGAAGCAUCCUCUCACCACGUACGAUCACUUCAAGGAUUACAUCCAGCGGCUGGCCGAUGGCGACGAAAGCGUCUUUCUUGGCGAGAGGCCCUUGCGAUUCGGCGUCACUUCGGGAACCACUGGAGCCGGCAAGAAAAUACCUUACGUGAGAUUCUGGCUCGACGGAAAUGCCCGGUGCAUGGAAACCAGGCGUUUGGCUAUGUAUCAGGGCACUCACCGACCAAGCCCGGUCCAAAAACGCUGUUUCCUAUACACCCAUCCCAAAUGCUCUUUUACCAAAAGUGGUGUAGUCGUUUCACCGUAUGCAUUCAUCAGCCAGAAGGACAAGAUGCGUUUGUCCGAACUCAGCUCUCCGCCUCCGACCUUCACUAUCACAGAUGAGCCUUCUGCCAUCUACGUUCACCUGCUGUUCGCUAUCGCCGACCCCAAUUUGGCUCUGCUUGCUUCCAUGUUCUCUCCCCAAAUGUACCGAGCCCUGAAAUGCCUCGAAACCAACUGGCCGGCGAUGUUGGAGGAUCUAUCUACCGGGAAGAUCAAUGCUAAGAUCCCUCUAGACCCUGAUGUGCGCCGGUCCCUCCAAGGCUAUCUCAGACCCCACCAGACCCGCGUAUCCGAGCUGAGAAAGGAAUUCGAGAAAGGAUUCUAUGGCAUCGUGAAGAGAAUCUGGCCUCACCUGAUGGCAAUCGAGGCAAACGACAUGUCCGGUUUCCAGCAGAAAAUCGAGGAGAAAUAUAGUUCAGGUGUUCCCUGUUUCAGCUGGGGCUAUGGGGGUACAGAGGCUGGUCAAGUCUCGAUCAAUAUUUGGAUUCUUGAGAAAGAACCACGAUACGUCUUCUGUCCCCACAUGGCAGUCUGUGAGUUCAUUCCGGAGGAAAACUGUUCGGACGAAGACCCCAAGACUCUUCUUAUGGACGAAGUGGAGGUUGGUGGGAGAUAUGAACUGGUGACGACCACGCGCUCCGGACUCUACCGCUAUCGGAAUGGAGACGUCAUCCAGAUUGUGGGAUUCCAUGAGAACUGCCCAGUGAUGCGCUUCCUAUACAGGACAGGGGAAUAUCUCAACCUAGUCUACGAGAAACUGAACACCCAAAUUGUGGACGCUGCCAUAAGGGCGACGGUUGGCACCUGGCCAGGUGCGCAGUUGGUUGACUGGACAUGCGCAGAGAGCCCAGUAUACGAUCCUGACAAUUCAGAGCUGUUCUACAUCGUGUUUCUUGAGAUCGAUCCUGGCGAGAGGGAGCUGAAUGUUACCACGGAGCAAAGAUCAAAGUUUGAUGAGGAUCUCAAGCAAGGGCACAUCUACUACAAAGGUUUGCGUGGGAAUGGCACCGUCUCCUCCGCCCACGUGAACCUCGUCAGGCCAGGCACCUUCCAGGAGCUACGCGAUUUCAUCUUGUCUCGCUGCACGGCUUCCAUCAACCAGUACAAGACGCCUCGCAAGCUCAGGACACGGGAGCUCGUAGUGUGGAUGAUGGAGCGAGUGGCAGAGACCAAGGACACCAAGUAGGGUGUUUAUGGUUGAAACUAGAUGUU